Lindgomyces ingoldianus is the source of this 775-nucleotide messenger RNA. Its product is annotated as amidase signature enzyme. The transcript is spliced from 3 exons. NCBI's taxonomy places the organism in Eukaryota, Fungi, Ascomycota, Dothideomycetes, Pleosporales, Lindgomycetaceae. The coding region runs from base 230 to 775 and encodes 181 amino acids. The record is from RefSeq and is a predicted model, not a curated record.
AACGUGUAACUCUUGCCUGAAACUUCCUCGGCCUUUCCCCAGGCGUGAACUGACCAGCUUAGACGAAUUGGCGCGUGUUUGCUACCCGGAUUGACCGAAGGGGCGGAUCACGACUGAUAAUUCGCUAGCCUUACCGAAAUUCUUUUCGACGAUGCCCUCAAGCGAGCCGCGCACUGGAUGAAUUUUCGAAGAGCAUAGACGACUCGUGGGGCCACUACAUGGAAUCCCCAUGACGCCGAAGGACCAGUCUGAUAUCCAGGGGUACGACUGCACGCUCGGAUAUGUAGGACGUGCCUGCAUGCCGGCUGCACAGGAUUCCGUUUUGGUUUCGUUGUUGAAACAGAUGGGAGCCGUAAUCAUCGCCAAGUCCAAUCUUCCCCAAAGUAUCAUGUGCGAAACGGAAAACCCGAUGUGGGGUUUAACAAUUCACCCGAAGAAUCCCGACUCUACACCCGGCGGCUCUCCUAGCAGAGAGGGUGCGCUUUUGUUUCUUUGUAGUUCCGUUGUCGGAUGGGGCACAGACAUCGGUGGAAGUAUCCGCAUCCCUUCCCACAUGCUCGGCCUCUCUGGCCUGAAGCCGAGCUCCACGACAACCGUAUUAUUGUCUGCUGAUGGCACCGACAGGCCUCCCGUAUCACACGGUGUUACAGUCUCGACGGAAGGCCAAGAACAUGUGCCGUCGGUAGUUGGGCCCAUGGCAGGAAGUCUAGGCUCCAUCAUCUCCGCCACCAAUGCGGUCAUUGCUGCAACACCAUGGAAUCUGGACCCCAAAUGA